AAGAGUCCUUAUUGACACUGGAGAGCCGGGUAUGCCUGAAUAUAUCGACUGUUUAAAGCAGGCACUGUCAGACUUCAACAUCUCAAUUCAAGAAAUUUUAGUGACACACUGGCAUCGUGAUCAUUCUGGUGGAAUACCUGACAUCUGCAAAGACAUCCCUAAUGACUCUGAGUAUCGCAUUUGUAAGCUUCCUCGUGUCCCUCACCGUGAAGAAAUAAUAGAAGGAGGACAUAAAUAUUUUUAUCUUAAAGAGGGAGAUGUGAUACAGACAGAGGGAGCCACACUCAGAGUUUUAUAUACGCCUGGACACACUGAUGAUCAUAUGGCUUUACAUCUAGAAGAAGAAAAUGCUUUAUUUUCCGGUGACUGUAUUUUAGGGGAAGGAACAACAGUAAUUGAAGACCUGUCUUAUUAUAUGAAGACUUUGAGAAGGUUGUUACAAAUGAAACUACAGUUAAUAUAUCCAGGUCAUGGCCCAGUAGUACGUGAUGCAAAUGCUAGAAUCCAAGGCUACAUUUCUCACCGAAUUGCACGGGAACAGCAAAUUCUAAAUGUUUUGCAGAAGAAUGCUGGAAAAUCAUACACAUCCUCGGAGCUUGUAAAGAUAGUAUACGAGGAGAUCCCUGAAAAUUUACUUGGAGCAGCAGAAAGUAACCUCGUAGUCCACUUGAAGAAGUUGGAAAAAGAAGGAAAAGUGUUAUGUGAGGAGUCUCCCAACCUCAGAUGGAGAAGCAAUUUAUAA
Molecule: messenger RNA, 742 nt
Organism: Tauraco erythrolophus (red-crested turaco)
Lineage: Eukaryota; Metazoa; Chordata; Aves; Musophagiformes; Musophagidae
Source: RefSeq, a predicted model, not a curated record